AAGAAAUUUCAAUUUUUAUAAAAAGAUGCUUCCUUGCCGCAAAAAAUGGAUAUAACGAACGAUUAUUUUGUAUCGCGGGUUUAGAAUUUCUUGAAUUCGAAUUACAAUACAAGUUAGUCAACGAAUUACGCAAUUUUCAGAAAUCUGAAACAGAUUAUUACUUGACUUUGAUCUGUUGUCAAGAAAAUGGAAUUCGUCAUCACAUUCUUGAUCAAUUUUCAGAACAUGUGCGUUUCACUAACGGUCUUGGUGAAAAUACCAUGAAAAAUAUGUACAAAGAACUUUGUUCAAAUGUAUUUUGUGUUACUUCUUACUUGUCUGGCCAAGGAAAAACAGAAUAUAUAAAGAAUGCUAGUGCAGAGAAAGAUUUUAUUGCUCGAAAUUUACUGAUAGGUGAUGACGUACAUUUUGAUGAAUUAGUUGAAAAGUUAAAAAACCUUGUGUUCAUCGAAAUUGCAUCUUCGAAUAAUGAGCGUUUGCUAAAUUCAAUCCCAAUCGCAAAAUGCCUUCAAAGUGUGAAUUUGAAAUGGGACAUAAAAAAUUUUAUUGUUUCUUCCGAAAUAUCUAGUCCAAUUCAAAUAGUGUCUCAUUAUUUAGAUGCUUACGAAAGCCAACAAUUAAAUAGUAAAGACAUUUUGUUCACUGGAAAAAGAACUGUUAGAAGACCUAUGAAUCCAGCACGUUGUCAAGAGUUAGUGCAAAAAUAUUUUUUGGACGGCAAUGAAGAAGAUAUUAAAUCUUAUCGUUUCGUAGAAAUCUUUUUGAAUGUAUUUGCAGAUCAAUUAGUUCGAUUGUCAUUGAGUUCAUUUUUCAAUGUAAAUAACAUUCAACUUAUGGUAAAGGAUACAAACAUUCGUACAACUCUAGUAAAAACUCUGCUCAAUGUCUCUAAGGACUUUGCAACACGCUCAGUCGCUACACAACAAGAAUCAACACAAUUAAUAGAAAAUAUUGAUGAUGAUCAACUUGAGACCAUCGUUCAGUGGGACACUUCUAAUCAUCUUGUGGUGUUUUUUUUAUCUCAAACUCCGGAUUCUAUUUGUGCCCUUUAUCGUGACCGCAAACAUGUCCCUCAAAACGUGAAAAAACUGCUAAUGAGUCAAAAUAUAAGAAAUUACCAAAAUGAUCUUCCUCAAGUGAGUCAAAAUAGAAGAAAUUACCAAAAUGAAUUUUCUCAACUGAGUCAAAAUAUAAGAAAUUACCAAAAUGAUUUGUCUCAACAUAUAAGAAAUUACCAAAAUGAUGUUUCUCAAAUGAGUCAAAAUAUAAGAAAUUACCAAAAUAAUUUUUCUCAACGGAGUCAAAAUAUAAGAAAUUACCGAAAUGAUUUUUCUCAACGGAGUCAUAAUAUAAGAAAUUCCCAAAAUGAUUUUUCUCAACGAAGUCAAAAUAUAAGAAAUUCCCAAAAUGAUUUUUCUCAACCUGGAGAACAAAAAAUUUGGGAAUUAGAUGACUAUAAUACAAUGUCAGAAAGUGCUUUAUUGGAGAAAUUAGAAGGUAUAGCGCGAAAAUCGAUGGGUAAACUGGAAUUACCCAGCUAUGCUUUGUCAGCCGACAAUCUUAAAAUGGCAUUAAUCUUAUUGAGAGCUCGAGCAAAUAUCCCAGUGGUUAUAUGCGGUGAAGCGGGUUGUGGGAAAGUGCGUGAAAUUCCUAAGAUUCAUCUUAAAGAAAAAGAACCAAGAACAAGUCUAAUUAGUUUUCUAGCGGCAGUUGUUGAAGUUAAGUUCAAGGUACUUUCGCUUCAUGCUGGCAUACGCGAGGACCAAAUUUAUGAUUUUAUGGAAACAAUACACCCGCUACCUGAUCAAAUUUUAGAUUAUGUGUGGGAUUAUGGUGUCCUUAAGCUUGAGGAAGAAAAGGCUUACAUUAAAAUCAUGGUGGAAAGUCAGAUAGGAGCACAUCCGAUAUUCGUGGAUUUGCUUUGUGAAUCACAGAAAUUUAUUCGAAUGGUUGAAGAAUCAUACACAGUCAGCCUUCGCGAUGAACGACCACCUGCAACACAUCCUCGUGGUAUCUCUCGUUUCCUUCCAUUUUGGGACUAUCCACCAAAAGACAAAAAAACAUUGAUACGUAAUAGCUUUGUUCUAUCACUUGGCCUUUGCUAUCAAUCACGCUUAUAUGAUCAAGAUUUGCGAAAAAGAUAUCGAGAGUGUAUGGCAAAAGUUUUUACGGAACAUAAAGAAAGGCUUAAUGCUUCAGAUUUUCAAAUGAUAAUUCGUAGGGAGCAAGAAGAUUUUAUGCGACGAAUGGUUUGCCCUCCAUCUACAGCAGACAAUGAUGCUCUUUUGGAGAACAUUCUUGUGAUGAUUGUUUGCAUAUUGAAUCGAAUUCCUGUUUUUAUUAUCGGAGCCCCCGGAAGCUCAAAGUCUUUGGCAGUACGACUUAUUAGCUCAAAUCUUCGAGGAGCAGAAUCAGAUGAUGAAUAUUUUAAAACAUUACCACAAGCAUUUCCUGUGCAAGCUGUUGUCCUUCUCGAUGAAGUCGGUCUAGCUGAAACUAGCCGAUUCAAUCCUUUGAAAGUUCUUCACGCUCUUUUAGAGCCUGGUUUCUUAAAAGAUGACUCUAUUGAAAGUCCAAAUACGUCAGUUGUUGAAACACAAUCAAAGCCAAUUCUCGACAUAGACACUGAAGAUCCCAUGGAAGGUUCAUCAUCAUCAGUCAUUAAUAAAGUUGAUCCGUCCGUGUCAAUUAAUAAGGAAAAUCCUAAGGAUGGUCCAGCAGUAUCAGUUGUUGCGUUGCUUGUGCAAAGGCCAAAAUUUGGCAUUGAUGACCUUACUUUAACAGCUAAAAUGCUUUUAGAUAACGAUAAAAAAGCUAAAAAUGGCAUAGAUACCUCUAUACUCAGACAACUUGCUAAAGCCUACCUUGAUUACGAAAAGGAUCAAAAAUAUAAAAAUUUUCAUG
This is a messenger RNA of Racocetra fulgida, 2904 nucleotides long. The record is from the annotation of a GenBank genome assembly. Lineage: Eukaryota; Fungi; Glomeromycota; Glomeromycetes; Diversisporales; Gigasporaceae.